AUGGCGUAUAUAUACUCCAACCUCUCGGACUUCUGGACCAGCGAUGAUGAAGAUGACGAGGAGGUGGAUGGGACGGAGGAGGAUUCGCCAAGUACGGCGAAUGCGGUGAACGUAGCAAACGAUGCAGGAGGGGUAGAAAACUACACCAGAAUGGCGGAAGAAGCGGUGAACAGAUCGAGGGAUUCUCCAUUCGGCCCGAACCACGAAUUGUCCAGUUAUGCCCUUGAAAACUACGACGAAACCCCCUUCGAAAAGCGAGGAGAUGUGGGGCCCAAUGAACCAUAUUACACAGGCAACCUCCCCUUCGCAAAUGUCAUGGACAGUGGACUCAACUUCAACUUAAACGAAGUGAUGAACGGACUCACCAACCACGUCGUCGACAAUUUUUCCAUCAAAAGCAUGAUAGAGAAGUACGACAUUAGCAACUUCAUGUACAACGAUUCUUUGUUAAAAUAUUGCGAGACGGCAGUAACCAUAAAUGACGAUUCGGCAUGCACGGAGAAACUUUCCUUAAAUGAGAACUUCCACUUCAGCUGCUUUGGCUCCGUGGAAUAUGUCAGUCAGCCCAAGGGUAACGUCAGGGGGGGCGCCGAGGGGGCUCCCACGAAGGAAGUCCUCACUAAGAGCGCAGUGGAGAACAUAAUUGACGCGCGCGUUGAACCCGAAUUGGAGGGAGACAUAACAGGAGAGGUGAAGUUACGCGAUAUUGAGGACGCCACGAUGGAACACACGAUGGAAGCCACUCCCCCAGGCGCCGCGCCAACGCAGCCGAAGGAACCUCCCGCUGAGGAACCCCCCGAUGAGGAACCUCCCGCCGGCGACGAUAAAGGCAACGUGAAGUACAUAAGGAAGAAGUGGGUGAUAGAAGACAACCACUCGGACGUGACAAAGUUCAGCCAAAAUGAUCUGCUCCUAAGCUACGACUUCGAACUAGACGAUUUUCAAAAAAGGUCCAUAAAGCACCUGAACAAUUUCAAACAUGUCUUUGUAGCAGCGCACACAUCAGCAGGAAAGACGUUAAUAGCAGAGCACGCCAUCGCCAUGUCCAUCAAAUUAAACAAAAAAGCAAUAUACACCAGCCCCAUAAAAGCAUUAAGUAACCAAAAAUAUCAUGAGUUCAAAAAUCUCUUCAAAAGUGUUGGAAUAAUAACAGGAGAUAUCAAAAUGAAUGUCCAUGCUAACUGCAUAAUCAUGACAACAGAGAUUUUGAGAAACUUACUCUAUAUAAAUGAUAACAUAAUUAACAAUAUACACUGCGUGAUAUUCGAUGAGGUGCACUAUGUGAAUGAUAACGAAAGGGGAUUUAUAUGGGAGGAGUCCAUCAUCAUGUUGCCUCCUCAUGUUCAGAUUUUACUACUGAGUGCUACAGUGCCGAACUAUCUGGAGUUCGCCGAUUGGGUAGGAUUCACAAAGAAGAAGGAAAUUAUUUCCAUCGCGACGACGAAGAGACCUGUACCGCUGCUGCACUAUAUUUAUGCCUACGACUCGAUCUUUCCAAUCAUGGACGAGAACAACAAAAUUUACUCCUCCGCUUUUAAGGAGAUAUACAUGAAGGUUAGGGAGAAGGAGAAGGCGGGCGCCGCGGUACAUCGUGUGCAUGGCGGUGCGCAUUCUGGGGGGCAUACCAGUGGCCAUCACAAUGGCUAUCAUGGUGGCCAUCCUGGGGGGCAGGCCAAACAAGCGCCAGGCGCGAAGAGGAACUCCCACGUCGGGAAGAAUAAGCAGCAAGGAGGAGACCAAGGUGCUCCUCCAAACAAUGAUCAGCCAAUGGCCUACAGCGAGUACUGUAAACAGAAAAGGAGACAAAAGCUCUUCGCAAACGAAGUGAAUUUGAAAACGGAAAUACAAAAGCUUCAGGCACUUAUAAAAAAAUUAGAACAAGACAACAAACUCCCAGUGGUCCUAUUCUGCUUCUCCAGAAUAAAGUGCGAAACGUAUGCUAAGAGUAUGCCCCAUUUAAAUUUCCUAGACAAUAAGCACAAGUCCAAGGUGCAUUUGUUCAUUAAAGAAUCGAUAGCAAAGUUAUGCGCACAAGAUAGAGAACUAAAUCAGAUCCAAAUUUUAACCAAGUUGCUGGAAAAAGGCAUUGGAAUACAUCAUAGUGGGUUACUUCCUAUAUUGAAAGAAAUUGUAGAGAUCCUUUUUUCCAAAGGGUUAAUUAAAAUUCUCUUUGCGACUGAAACCUUUGCCAUGGGAAUUAACAUGCCUGCCAAAUCUGUUGUCUUUACUUCUAUUUAUAAGCAUGAUCAAUUGCAGAAGCGAAUUCUCACUUCGUCAGAAUACACACAGAUGUCUGGUCGAGCGGGAAGGAGAUCCUCCGAUAAGUACGGAUAUGUUUACAUCUACUGUGCAGAUAAGAUCCCAGAUCAGGUUCAGCUAACCGAAAUGCUCAUGCAGAAAGCAGUUAGCCUGAAGAGCAAAUUUAAGGUCACCUACAAUAUGAUCCUAAAAUUGCUCAUCAAUAAACAAAUCAAUAUAGAGAAAAUGCUCUUCAGUUCCUUUCUGGAAAGUUGCAGAGCUGUUCAAAUUCCUCUCUUUAAGAAAGACUUGAAAAGAAAAAAAAAGCUGUUGCAAAAUAUAAAACAAGUGCAGUGCAUCUAUGCGGAUGAUGUGAAGUUCGUGUCUCCAAUUGAGAACUACGUACAGAUUGACUCCAAGCUGAAACACAUAGGAUUGAGCUUACACAGAAAACUGUUCACCAUGAAGAACAGCAACUCCUUCGCCAUCGGGAGAGUCAUGCUGCUAAACAAUAUUGGCACUCUGCACAGCUCCAUCUACGGUGUUUACCUCGGGUGUGACAAGAGUAGCAGCAAAAGAAGCGAAAAAGUGGACUUUGCUCCGAAUAGCAUUUUUUUUCAGAACCACUCCAGAACAGGGGAAGAGUCCAGUGAGAGGUUCUUUUUCCUCUUCAUCUUGCCUGACUUUAUGACCUACGAGCAGUUCCUGCAGAAAAUGGGGGGGGAGGAAGACGCUCCAGGGGGGGUUAAGCUGCCCGAACAAGUGAACCGCUCAUCAGUGACGCACCUCAACAGAUUGACCCACGAAAAAGUGAACAUAUUCGUAAAUUACAGAAACCUCUUUUCCAAGCAGAGGAUCCCUACCGCAAUUCAAAUCAUGCACCACAACUCCUUCGACACAGAUAUGCAGAAGAAGCACUUCGUGGUCUGCUCCAACGUUUCCCUAGAGCACAUCUCCAUAAUAACCAACACAGUGAUCGUGUUGCCGAAUGUAAAAACGACAGCCAUUUUGAAUAACCCCAAGAAUAUGCUGCUGUACAGUCUGGAACUGGAUAGGCUAAUAGAGAAAGGAAAUUUCGAGCCGUUCGUUUUGACAAAAAUGCUAAAGUCAUUGAAGUGUGAGUUCUACUCAGUACUGAUAAAUCAAGCCGAUUAUUUGGAGGCCUUAAAAAAGUCCAAAUGCUACUCUUGUAACAUGAAGGAGAAGCACUACGAACUUGUGUGCAAAAGAAACAACUGCCUUAACGACAUUGAAAAUAUUGAACGAAAUAUAAAUGCCAAGUCUCUUAAUUUAUAUGAAGACUUGGAAGGAAGAUUGGACGUGCUGAGACAUUUCUCCUUCAUUGACGAUGAGCACAAUUUAACGGUUAAAGGCAAAAUAGCUAGCUACAUUACCAUGACUGAUGAAAUUACCCUCACGCAGGUUAUCUUCGAAAACGUUUUGAAUAACUUGAACCCACCCGAAAUUGCAGCUGUCCUGUCUUGCUUUGUUGCCCCAGAGAAAAAAAUAGAAGAAUCACCAGACCUUACUGUUAACCUGCAGGAAGUUAAAAUGGCCUUGACAAAUAUUCACAGCCAAUUUGAGGAAUUUUACAAAAUUAUUCGCUUGAAAAUCAGCUCGGAAGAUCACUGGAAAUUGUGCAGCUUUAAGAUUAUGUUCAUUGCGUACAAGUGGGCUCUGGGUGUCUCUUUUGCUGAAUUGCUGGAGCAGUCCGAGCUGGAGGAGGGACUUAUCGUGAGAUCCAUUUUGCGGCUCGACGACCUUUGCAGGAAGGUCAAAAUCGCCUUUCUCUACCUUGGGAACGUCGACUUGGCGGAGCGCCUCGAGACGACCUGCACCCUCCUCCGCCGGGAUAUCAUUUUUAUGACAUCGCUUUAUUUGCAAUAA
This is a messenger RNA of Plasmodium inui San Antonio 1, 4125 nucleotides long. RefSeq names its product adenosinetriphosphatase. The coding region runs from base 1 to 4125 and encodes 1374 amino acids. Gene Ontology annotation, biological process: nuclear-transcribed mRNA catabolic process, 3'-5' exonucleolytic nonsense-mediated decay. The record is from RefSeq and is a predicted model, not a curated record. The transcript has a single exon. NCBI's taxonomy places the organism in Eukaryota, Apicomplexa, Aconoidasida, Haemosporida, Plasmodiidae. Gene Ontology annotation, cellular component: Ski complex. Gene Ontology annotation, molecular function: ATP binding; RNA binding; RNA helicase activity.